AUGGAUAAUAAUACAGCCGAUUGUAUAAUGUCAAAAAAGUCAAAAAGAACUAUGAAUUCUGUAGAUGGUAUAAUAUUGAAAGGAUUUACUGGUAUAUUUCGCAGCAUGGGUAAAGAAUAUAAUGAUAUACUAAGAGCAUUAGAAGUAGUGGAUGAUAAAAAUAAAGAUAUAAGUUUAGAAGAAACAAUUAAUAAAUUAAUUAACGAUGAAGAAGAGUUAAAAGAAAAAUUAAAAACAAAUUUAGAAAGACUAAUUAAAAUUAGAGAUAAAAUAUUAAAGAAAGCUUAUUCCUCAACAACUGCUGUGGAGACAUGCUCUUCAACUAUUAAACAGUUCGAUCCUUCAAAAUCAAUUCCAAGAAAUGGAUCAAUUUAUCUUUCAAAAAAUCCUCUAAAUUGUAAUGAUGGUAAUAAUAAAAAGGAUCCAAAAGAUAAUUGUCUCGUUCCGGCAAAAAACAAUCAAAAAAAUAUUCUAGUAUCAAUGCCAUUAAGUAAAGUUAUCAUAAAUGCUAAACCAUCAAACAAAAUUAUAAGAAGAAGUAUUAAUAAUCUUUUACGCCCUAUUCCGAGUUCUUCUAUUGUUAUUGAAAAACUAAAUUAUUCAAAUAAAUUCAAUGAAUCUCUUUGUAAAAUAGAAAAAAAUAAAACAACAUUUAAUGAUGAUCAAAAAUUAGAACUAUGUGAUUCAAGAGAAAGAAGAAAAAAUUUUAAGAAAAAAGUUACUUUAAGAAGAAGUAUUAGUGAAUCAAAUCUAUUAGAUGAAGUACCAAUAGUUGAAAAUCAAUUAUUAAAGAGACAUAAAAUGAAAGAAAAUUCAAAUUACUGGACUCCAUUAGAUUUAGGAGGAUCUACAAAAGAAGAAAAUGCUUUCGAUACAUCUGAAAUUAAACAUAUUCUUCCAAUAAAUACAACACAUACAUUUGCACAAAAGAAAGGUUUCAAUAUAAGAUGCUGUUAUUGUCCAGUAAGAAAAUUUACUCUUGGUGAUAAGUUAGUAUGUGUAUGUUGUGGAAUUGAGAUGCAUAUUACUUGUAAAAAAUUAAAAAGAAAUGUUCCAUGUGUAGUUAUGGAAAGAAGAAGGAAGAUAGAACAAACUAAAUAUCCUGUUUAUUUAGGGAAAAUUUGUACAACUGGAAGACCAAUGAUUCCAGCUGUUCUUAUAAGAUUAGUUGAUCGUAUUGAAACAUCUUUUAUGCUAACAACACCAGGAUUAUAUUGUCAUGUACCUGAAAAAGAGAAUGAUCAAAAUACAUUAAAAGCAGUUAUUGAGGAAAAAUUUUACGUAAUGUUUGAUGAAAAAAGUGUCUUUUCUGUUCCAAAUGCCUUAAAAAGACUAUUAAAAAAUUUAGUUGAAGCUAUUGUACCACCAAGUAGUUGGCCUGAUGUUUGUCUUGGAGUUAAAGAGGGAGACUAUAGAACAGUAUACAAUGAAUUAUUAAAUUUUCCUGUUACUAAUAAAGAUACAUUAGCUUUUUUAAUAAGGCAUUUACAAAUAGUUAUUGGAAUGAGUGAUAGAAAUGAUAUGACUUUACAAGUUAUUGUUAAUCAAUUUGCUCCAUUGAUUGUGGGAUUACCAAAAUUUAAACGAGAAAAAUAUGGAAAUUUCAAUGAUUGUACAGCUUUGAUAAAAGAGACUUUUCAAUUUCUAAUGGAAAUUCAUUUUGAAUUUUGGGAUCUUAUAUUAAGGACCUCAAAAGAUCCACCUUUUUGUAUAUUUAUGAGAAAAAAUGAUAUUUUAAAACUUAAUGAUUCUAUUUAA
Messenger RNA from Strongyloides ratti, 1758 nucleotides. Its product is annotated as Rac GTPase-activating protein 1. NCBI's taxonomy places the organism in Eukaryota, Metazoa, Nematoda, Chromadorea, Rhabditida, Strongyloididae. The record is from RefSeq and is a predicted model, not a curated record. The transcript has 2 exons. Gene Ontology annotation, biological process: signal transduction. Bases 1 to 1758 code for a protein of 585 amino acids.